Molecule: messenger RNA, 3749 nt
Organism: Coregonus clupeaformis (lake whitefish)
Lineage: Eukaryota; Metazoa; Chordata; Actinopteri; Salmoniformes; Salmonidae
Product: retinoic acid receptor RXR-beta-A-like
Exons: 12
Coding region: 245-1540 (431 amino acids)
Biological process (GO): anatomical structure development; cell differentiation; retinoic acid receptor signaling pathway
Cellular component (GO): nucleus; RNA polymerase II transcription regulator complex
Molecular function (GO): nuclear receptor activity; retinoic acid-responsive element binding; nuclear steroid receptor activity
Source: RefSeq, a predicted model, not a curated record
UCUAAAGACACUGUCACUGGCAUUGAGCCAACAUGGCUUCCUUUCCGUGUAAACAACAACAGCAUCAAGUGAACGGGGUUUGAGUUUAGGCCUAUUACCUCGCAUAUGCUCUGUCUCUUGGAUUUCGCAAAUAAUACGCAACUAGAAAUAGUUAUGUAACCUACAACGAUGUGCCGAAGGUGUUUCUAAUUAUUGUCCUUCAGACAACUCAUCAUCCUCCUCUCCGCUGGGUAGUUCAAUAGCCAUGUCCUCGCAUCAGCCCACCAGUUCAGCCUCCAACAGUCCCACCAGCACCUUUGGCUCACCUUUCUCAGUCAUCAGCCCCUCACUGGGCUCCCCUGGUGUGGCACCCUCCAUGGGUUAUGGGCCUAUUAGCAGUAGUCAGAUCAACUCUACAAUGGGGAUGCACUCGAUCAGCAGCUCCGAUGAUGUCAAGCCCCCGUUUGGCUUGAGGCCUAUGUCUGCACACAGCCCUGGGAUAAUGCUCUCCCAGAAACGCAUGUGUGCCAUCUGUGGAGACCGCUCCUCUGGUAAGCACUACGGUGUGUACAGCUGUGAAGGUUGCAAGGGCUUCUUCAAACGCACAGUUCGCAAGGACCUGAGCUACACCUGCAGGGAUAACAAAGAGUGCCUGGUGGACAAGCGCCAGCGCAACCGCUGCCAGUACUGCCGCUACCAGAAGUGUCUGGCUAUGGGCAUGAAGAGGGAAGUGGUCCAAGAUGAACGUCAGAAAUCAGUCCAGGAGGAGCGUCAGAGGAUCAGGGAGCGAGAGGAGGGACUGGAGUGCAGCAGUGCUGUGAACGAGGAGAUGCCCGUGGAGAAGAUCUUGGAGGCGGAGACGUCCGUGGAGCAGAGGGUGGAGCUCCACUCUGACGCAGGCUCCGCUGGUAGCUCUCCCCAUGAUGCGGUGACAAACAUCUGCCAGACUGCAGACAAGCAGCUGUUUGCAUUGGUGGAGUGGGCCAAGAGGAUCCCCCACUUCUCUGAGCUGCCCCUGGAUGACCAGGUCAUCCUCCUGCGUGCAGGGUGGAAUGAACUUCUGAUCGCCUCCUUCUCCCACCGCUCCAUCGCUGUGAAGGACGGGGUCCUGCUGGCCAAUGAGCUGCACCGGGACAACGCACACAGUGCAGGGGUGGCGGCCAUCUUUGACAGGGAGAGUGUGCAGAGUGCCGAGGUGGGAGCCAUAUUUGACAGAGUUCUCACUGAGCUGGUCAGUAAGAUGAGAGACAUGCAGAUGGACAAGACCGAGCUGGGCUGCCUCAGAGCCAUCGUCCUCUUCAACCCAGACGCUAAAGGUCUAUCCAACACCGGGGAGGUGGAGCUCCUGAGAGAGAAGGUCUAUGCGUCACUGGAAGCCUACUGCAAGCAGAAAUACCCAGAGCAGCAGGGAAGGUUUGCUAAGCUCCUCCUCAGGCUGCCAGCACUACGUUCUAUUGGCUUGAAGUGUUUGGAGCACCUGUUCUUCUUCAAGCUGAUUGGUGACACCCCUAUCGACACGUUCCUAAUGGAAAUGCUUGAAGCGCCUCAUCAGUUGGCAUAGAGGUGGUGGGAGUGGAGAGGUGUUCUGUGGCCGGGGUUAGAUAGCUUGGGUCUGGGGAUUUGCUGGAGUGGGACUGCACUUUUAGUUAUUUGGGGAAUUCAGCAAUUUCUCUCACUGCUGUCUGGGUUAUGCUAUUUAGUACACCACCACAUUGUCUCUUUCAGAACAUACAUCCCUAAGACUUGUGAUCUACAGGCUGGUGCUAUAUAUUAAUAUAAGUUCUUGAAUAACUGAGAGAGGAAAAAAAUAGUAAAGUAUUUUUAAAAAAUUUGACUCUUUAGUUCCCCUACUCUGGCUUAUCGAAGCUACAAUUUGGGUAAAUGUUUUUAUAGGACUAUGUUAAUGCUUUUUAGACAAACCCCAAAUGAUAAGCUUAAAUUCUGUAAGUGAUCCCACCCGUAACCGGUUUUUAAAAUGAAGGUAACCUGGAUGCAACGAGACUGUCAUUUAACCUUUUUUAUCAUUUAGAAUUGGAACAAGAUCUUUUUGAAAAAAACAUUAAAAACAGGUUUUAUUGUCAAAUCUUGGGAAAGUACAUUACUGUACCAAGCUCGCUGCAUACCAUGUGUCUGACUCUUAGCUCCUAGUGGUUCUGUAUCCCUCUCAGAUUACCAGAAAGCAACACGUUAACAAUAAACCCAGGAUACAAAACGAGUAGGUGAAUCACAACCGAACACAGAGCAGAUUUGUAUUGACUGUGUUGAGUAGCUUUAUUUGUCUAGUAAUAUGCUAUUAGCGUUGUUUAUCUCUUUGCUGUUUUGUAAAAUGUAAUCACCUUGCAGGCAAAAAGAUUGAGCUACAUUGCACAUUUUUGCAAUGUACUAUUUCUACACCAUACUAUACAAGUCAUCAAAUGUCUGGCCAGCAAACAGUCUAGUGUUUGUACUUUUGGUGCUAUAUGACAGACAUUUGCCAUAACUAAUUUCAGCCAUACACCAAACUGCAAACAGAAAAAAUUAUGCAAGAAACAAACAAAAAAAAAUCUUAAAAUGUUGUAAAUGUAGCAAUACAAAAUGAAUACAUAUGCUUUCUUUCUGCUUGUCAACUUGUCCGUUCUGGGGUUUUUACAAAGUUAAUCAUUGUCUGUUUUAGAAAGGGAAUACUCCAAUAUGUAAUUUAUCUAAACAAUGUAAGGUACUGUGCAAAUAUUGUUCAGGGAAAAUACUAUAUAUUGAUAGGUUUGAAUAAUGAGGUCAGGAGACAGACAAAUUAUGUAAUAAUUGAUAUGUGCCCUUGCUAUUAGUUCACCAAUUGUAUAGAGCAGAUCAUGUCUUAGGUUGUACUGGAUUCCCUAAAGCCCUGUUUAUACAUUUACAUUUUAGUCAUUUAGCAGACGCUCUUAUCCAGAGCGACUUACAGUUAGUGAGUGCAUACAUUUUCAUACCUGGUUCUAACAUGCAUCCUUUGUCCUGAUCCUGUCCACAUUCUGAUUGUGCCCACAUUUUCAGACAGGUGUAGACGAUUUAAAAGAUGCAUUGUGAUCAGAUCUUCCUGACCACCCCAGGAGGUAGUCAGGCACGCAUUGUGUCUGGGUAUCUUACAAGUGUAGACAUAUGGACAGUGAAACCAUUUAAAGCACAAUUAUUCCACCUUCUAAAAUCAUUGACAGGUGGCACCACUGUCUUAUGGCAUCAAUAUGUGUCAUAAAGUAAAUAAAUACAUAUUAUUUUGAUAGAAUAGCUCUCAAAUAAUUUGCAUACAGGGAGGGACCAGGAAAUCUGGUCACAAUGCAGACACACUGGACAGAUACGAGACACAUUUUACUACCAAGUGUAAACAUAUUUCUGAGAAUGUGGACAAGAUCAGGAAAAAGGACGUGUGUUAGCGCCAGGUAUAAACGAGGCUUUUGAAUCACAUUCAGCUGAAUCUCAUUGUUUGGGAUUUUUUUGUGCUUUCUAUAGUAGUAGUUUUUCCUGUUUCCUUUUUUUUUUGGAGCUAGUUGUCUUGUUCAUCCUCUCCCUGCUUACAGUUUAUUAAAAAAAAACACAAACCGUAAUCACGUUUAAAGAUCCAUGACACCUGUGGACUUAGACAUAUUAAACAAGACCAAAUAUGAGUUUUGUAUGAUGAUCAUGUGUGAACACCUGAACAAGUGUAUUGGUAUAUGUGUCAUUAUCCUGUAUAAGCUCUGGAGCAGUUUAAAGAUCCGUGUGGAUAAGUGAAUUACAGCUUGGGUAAUGUGGACUGAAAAUAAAGAGGUUCAACUUUU